Anopheles coluzzii is the source of this 9621-nucleotide messenger RNA. RefSeq names its product hormone receptor 4-like. The record is from RefSeq and is a predicted model, not a curated record. The transcript has 7 exons. Lineage: Eukaryota; Metazoa; Arthropoda; Insecta; Diptera; Culicidae. Gene Ontology annotation, biological process: regulation of DNA-templated transcription. Gene Ontology annotation, molecular function: DNA-binding transcription factor activity; zinc ion binding; sequence-specific DNA binding. The coding region runs from base 2351 to 7552 and encodes 1733 amino acids.
UUUCCGUAACUGUGUGAUGCUGUCGGUUCCUGCAAUAGUGGGGCAGCUUUGCUUUGGAAAUCCGGUUGAUGGUCGAACGUAAAAAAUAAGAAAAUAAAAUAAUGCAUCGCACCAUCGACCCCCAUUAAAAAUUCCCGUUCGCUCUCACUACUCUCACUUUUUCACUCUCUUUCAUGGUGUUUCUUCACCAGUAUUUUACCGUUGUAUGCUCAUACACAACCAACCGAUCGCGUUCGCGAAGAGCAUUGGACUUGUGUGGUGUUGCUUGUUGGAAUCGGUUGGCUCUACCGAUGUUGUGCGGAAUGGCUCCUCACAGUUAGCUUUUCCUGGUUGCAGUAUGUUCAAUGAUGUGGGCUAUAGAGUGAAAGAGCAGGCACGAAGGGGUGGGAGGUAUACACAUAGCAAUGAAGUUGCCGACGGGCGGAAGCAUGUUUUUCGUUUUCAUUUGCCACUCGCGCGGCUCGCGCCGAGAACCCGAGCCGGGUUGGUUUGGACGAUUCAUUCCGUAACCUACUUUGCUUCGAUACAUACACGCUUUUAGUUUAGCUCGGCACUACAAUUACUUCGUGUAGAUAGAUGAAUAGUUUUCAUUCAGCCAGCACUCAAAUAGCGGAGUUCUACUAUUAUAGACGACGAUGUUCAACGCUUUCAUCGUGGUCUCCCUGCUAGUACAAAUUGCCUGCCUAUUAUUGCCUUAAGUUUUUACAGGUCGGCAGGAAACGGUGGUUUAAAUAUUUGUCAUUAAUGUGUACGUUAAGGGGAAAUGUCAAACUCAAUUAACUUUUCCUGAAGUCAAAUGCAAGUGUAUCAAAUUAAAACGCAUACAAAUAGUUGAAUGGCAAGAAAUGAAGUGAGAAAUAAUACCAAAACCAGUGACGAGAAAGUUUUUUGCUUGAAUGAAAAUUAAAUAGCGAAUUGUUGUAUACUUAUAAAAUAGAGAAGUGUGUAAAAUUCUCUUAGCGAGGUGAAUUCUGUCAUCAGUUCCUGAAUCCUUCAGCAUACGUCAAUUUAAAUCAAAGUGUUGCUACACUGGAUCUGCGAAUCAUAAACACGGAAAUCCUUGAUGUAGUGCAACAUUGAGCGAGUGCAGUGAUCUAACACAGCAUCGCAAGCAGCUGCAAUCUCUCCACUUGGAAUGAAAAAAGUAAACAGAUCCGCCAAUACAAAGAAAAAGAAACAGCUCGAUUGUGAUCGUGUUCGUUGCACAAUGUAUGGUUGUACACUACUCUAUUAAAUAAGUGCAAAUCUACUUGUGUGUGCGUAUGUCAUUCCUGUUACACCUUCUUCCAACUGAUCUUGGUGUGGUAUGAAUAAGAAACUAAAAUGUGUUGAUUGUUAACUCCUAUAUUCGGGGCAUAUUGUGGAAAUGAACGUCUAUAGUUCAGUGUUGUAAAGGCGUUCAAUAUUCUCAACCAGUGAUCGUUGUCUUAAUGUAUUGCUAAGCAAAACUUUUGAACACAGCUAUUGUUGAUAUGAUAUGAAUGUGUACUUAUUCUAUCUUUUUCCGGUUUGUUCUGAGUUUAUAAGUUAGUACUUAUGCGCGAUGGUGUUAGUAGUUGACUAUGAAAAGUGAGAGUGCAUGUAAUGCGAGAAAAAGACUUAAACUGUUUUCAUGACGAUUCAGUGUAUGAGAUUCAAUGAGUGCAAGUUACUUUUGUGUGAUUUUGUGUAAAGGAUUUGUUAGUGCGAAUCAGAUAUUUGCAUUUUUUAUAAUUACACCAAAAGAGUGACAAUGUAUGUGUGGUUGUGAAUAUUUGUAUGGAAAAUAUUUUAAAUUCAAAAUGCUGGAACAGUGCUACUCUCACUGCUGUUGGCAGUACAGAAUGUUUAAUACGUUUAAUCUAAAAUACGGUGAAAAUGAGAAAUGCAGUACAAUAGUAUUUUAGCAUAUACAUGAAGAAAUUGCAUGUACAUCGAAGUUAAGAAAUGGUGUGUUCGUAUUUGAAUUUAUUCGCUGUGAUAGUGCUAUGGCACGAAUAAAAAUAAAACGUUUUUCAACUCGUGCCGUUAUUAGCCACUAAAUCUAUGCCAAAAUUCAUAAAUCAGAGUUUUUUCUAGUUGUGAAUAAAACAUUCUGCACUAUAUUUAUUUCAUAAAAACAAGUUUAAAACACCACAACAUCUUUUAGAGGUGUUUGCCUGAAACCAUAACUUUGAUAUCGUGAUGCUAGAUAAUAAAUCUAAGCUACAAUGUAAACGUUUAGUGUUUAUGCGAAAACUGACGUGCGAUCGAUUGUGAUAAAUAUUUGAAAUACUGCUUCCUGACAAUGUGCGAAAAAUACCGAUUUUGCUAAAAUCAAAAUCGUAUUUCAAUUGAGGCAGUUUUCGGGGGAAAGCAGGAAGCAUCAAAAAUGACAUCAUUAGGAAUUAUGACACUGAGCCGUGGACCAUACAGCGAGCUCGAUAAAAUGAGCCUAUUUCAAGAUUUGAAACUAAAGAGACGAAAAGUUGACUCACGAUGUAGCAGCGACGGCGAAUCCAUUGCUGAAACGAGCACAUCGUCACCAGACCUUCUGCAGCCUGUGUCACCGAAGAUGUGUGAUCAGCAGCCUGCGCAUCUAGGCCUGCCACAAAAGGGCCGUUUGAUGGAAAUCAGCGAAGAUGGGCUGCAAAAGGAUCCACCUGACGCCUUAACUUCGUCACCAACUUCGCCAUCAAGUGUAGAUGAAGAACAAGAGCAAGUGUGCUCCACCGCUAGUGGUAUACAAACAUCUGCAAAUGAUGGCGGUAGCAAUAGUGCUGGUAUUAACGAAAAUGUUGAUUUACAAAUCACCAGCAAUUACCAUGCAAAUUGUUUGAAUGGAAACGAAUUAAAGGAUAGAAAUGCAUGCCGUGGUCAGGAAGAAGGGGAUAUUCUCACCAGCUAUGAAUCAGACGGUAGCAAUCUAGCAGCAACAGACACUUUGCUUUCAAAACCAUCAACAAAAGCAACAAUAAACAGGUAUGACAACGCUACUGUACUAAAUACCAUUAAUCUGAAGGACGAUGCGUAUGAGAGUAGUAAUAUAGUGUCCCCCGACUGUUCACCAGAUGUGUUCACAGAGGAACACACAGACGGUAUAAAUGGUGGUCAGAGCAGUGCAUCAAACCUAUCCGCUGCUAGUGUUAUACGUUCUGUAGCUGAUGAACAACGACCUCGUUCGGUCAAUCCUCCGAUCAAUUUUACAACUACAUCGAAGAGUACUAAAGAACAGAGAAAUAGUAGCAGUAUUUGUGACAACGUUCUCGACAAUAGCAACUAUGUACGAUUAGAUAGCGCUCCCAGUAUCAAAAUACAUACCGGCCAUAAUACUAACAACAUUCGGUGUGCUGUCCCUACCACUACAACAACAUGUCACAUAGAUAGUGGCGCUAGUAGUAAAACCACCAAUGCAAUACUAAUAAAAUCCAUUGAGUCGCUACACCAGCAAUACGACGAGGAGAGUGUUGGUGUGGAAAAUGAUAUAGAUUGUACGAAAGCACAAAACGGAGUGGCUGCAAGCGAUACUGCAAUAAACCCAUGCACUGACAACGUCAGAACUUUGUUUAGUAGUGAUCAAACACAACAUCAUGCAACGGUCCUUGUUACUCCCCCGUUAUCACGAAUGAAAAACAAUAACCUCUCAAACCCGCAAGGUAAUAGCACGGGAAACACAGCGACGGCUGCAGCUGCUGUAGCGGCAGCAGCUACGACUCUGGUAACACUAGGAAUGCGGAAGCAGCAAUCGUUGCCACCUCUUUCCACAAAGUUGACAGAAUCACCGUGUUUAUCCACACUAUCGUCAUCCACAUCGGCAUCUACAUCAUCGAUAUUUUCUUCGUGUUCAUCGAUACCCAACUCCAUCAUCGUAUCAAGUGACCAAAAUUUUUUUUACAACGACUCUAAUAAAAAUACUGGAAUUUCAAAUCGUAAUCAAAGAGAUGGAAACGAAAUGAAUGAUGAUCAUAAAAGUAGGCAGAACAUCAUAUCACCGUUGAGGAUAGACUCUUCAACGUUCAGUGACACUACCACUACGAUUAACACUGCCACUAACACUACCGCCUCAGAGGAAUCCUCAUUGUCGUUAUCCUUUCAUCCUCAAAAAUCAUUCACUGAAGUUGGUGGAUUACCUUCAAAGAUUAUUUCUAGUCAAGUUAUAGCCUGUGCUGGAAACAUUAGUAGCGCAGUGCCUAAUAACUCUAGCCAGCAGCAGCAUGUAAUUAUAACGCAACAACAAAUGUUGCAAGCAAUGCACCAACAGAUUCGCAUAAAAAAGGAACGUCAACAAAAACAUUUGAUUGUGCAGAACAACCAUCGCACUGUUCACACAAGUUUUUCGGAGGUUCAUAAUGCCCAACAGCUAAUUAUAAAACGUGAACGUAGUGCAAGCAGCGGUUUAAAAUCACCAAAUUCGUCCGGUUCCGUAGCUCUUUCUCAUGCGGCAAUUAUACGUCAGUCCGCCAGUCCAGGACCAAUGGGAAAUGUUAACCAAAUGGGCCCGAUGCAACCACCGAUAUCUCCGCAUCAAUCUAUUUCAUACCGUCACCCAAACAGUCCUGUGCCCAUGGGUUCAUCGUGUGGUACACAAAAACCUCAGGUGAUUGUCAAACGCGAGCAUGCAUCAUCGAUACAUCAACAGCAAUUCCACCUUCAGCAUCAACCUCCAUCGAUAGGAAGAACUAUUAAUGUUGGUGCAUUAAGUCCAGCUGGGAAUUUCACAACAAACAAUCUACCUACAACCACGUCUUCGUUUGCAUCCACGGUUGGUUGUCUGUCGAUGCGUAAUCCGAUUCGUGAUACUGCUUUAUUGUUUCGUGUGAAAAAUGAAACAAAUGCGUUAUUAAGUCAACAACCAAAACAACAACAACAGCAGCAGCAGCAGCAGCAGCAGGAGCAGCAUCAGCAGCAGCAGCAGCAGCAGCAGCAGCAGCAGCAGCAGCAGCAGCAGCAGCAGCAGCAGCAGCAGCAGCAGCAGCAGCAGCAGCAGCAGCAGCAGCAGCAGCAGCAGCAGCAGCAGCAGCAGCAGCAGCAGCAGCAGCAGCAGCAGCAGCAACAGCAACAGCAACAGCAACAGCAACAGCAACAGCAACAGCAACAGCAACAGCAACAGCAACAGCAACAGCAGCAACAACAUCAGCAACAACAUCAACAGCAUCAGCAACAACAUCAACAGCAUCACCAAAAACCAAGUCAUCGCAUGGUAUGGCCAAGUCCCGCAGCAUUAUCUGGAACUGCAGUAGUAUCUUCCGGAGUUAUGACACCUCACCGAAUUAAUGGCGUAAAACCAGAAGUUAUAGGUGGUCCUUUGCCACCUAUAAGAAGUCAGAUAUUAUCUCCCCACCACACGCAUCAACAACAAACGCAGCAGCAGCAACAACAACAUUCUCCUCAUAAUCACCAACAGCAGCAAUCGCCACAGCAUCAUCCUAGUAGCUCGGGGUCAAAUGCAUCACAAACCCCUGCACGUAUGACACCGACUGUAAUAAUGGGUGAAUCAUGCGGCGUACGUACGAUGGUAUGGAGCUACGAUACUACGUUGCAAAAAGUCCAUAACACUAAUUCAACAAAUACUGUUAGAAGUGGAAGUACGGACACCGAUUCAGUGUCUGGUAUAGCCACGGUAGGUAGCAACAACGCAGGAAACAAUCUCGGAACCCAACUGCAGCAUCAUCCACAACAACAAUUGACACAUCAUCAACAUUCGCAGAAUCAACAGAAUGCAAAUACUAGCAAUAGUAGUAGUUCUGAAAUCAUCGACAAUAGCAACAGCAACAAUAGUUCCCACAACACUGUGUCGCAAAAUAGUAACAACGAAGAGGCAGCACAUCUUCUCUUAAGUUUGGGACAGUCAGUUGUACCGAAUACGUCGCCAACUGCAGCUGCAGUAACGGUUGCCGCAGCGGCUGUUGUCGCAGGUCAUACUCAAUCUUGGCAGGGAACGAACCAUGUUCGCACUAACUUACCACUUAAUAUGGAGCGGCUGUGGGCCGGGGACUAUGCUCAAUUUUCAUCAACGGGAUCUCAGCAACAACAGCAAGCUCUUAACCUUACAUCUCAACAGCAGCAGCAACAACAAAAUAUAUCUUGGAGCUUGUCUGGUACAGGAUCUGCGGGUGGGCCGAAAAAGGAAAUAUUAGACGACAUGCCACCGGACGAUGACGAUCAACCGUUGGUGUGCAUGAUAUGUGAAGAUAAAGCAACAGGAUUACAUUAUGGCAUAAUCACGUGUGAAGGGUGCAAAGGGUUCUUCAAGCGAACUGUGCAGAAUCGUCGAGUAUAUACAUGUGUAGCUGAUGGAACUUGUGAGAUAACAAAGGCUCAGCGCAACCGUUGCCAGUAUUGUAGGUUUAAAAAGUGUAUCGAGCAAGGCAUGGUGCUUCAAGCGGUUCGAGAAGAUCGUAUGCCCGGUGGUAGAAAUAGUGGAGCUGUUUAUAACUUGUAUAAAGUUAAAUAUAAGAAACAUAAAAAGAGUAACCUGAAAUCGAAUACCACUAAGUUACAGCAAGGUUCUGGUGCCAUUGGAGCCGCUAUCACUAAUCUUAGUGACAUCGGAGUAGGAGCAGGAGGUUCGCUGCAACUAGGCAGCGGUAUUGGUUCUGUUGGAAUCGCGGAAAGUCCAAAGUCUUCAAAUGCGUAUCAGCACGCACAUUUAUCAACGCACCUUCAACACCAUCAUCUGCCUUCGACAACUUCCCCAGCGUUGGUUAAAUCAGAGAGCAUGAAUUUGAACUUAAUGAACGGUACCAUCCUCAAAACCGCUCUCACCAAUCCGAGUGAGAUCGUGCAUUUACGACACAGGCUUGAUAAUGCCGUAAGCUCAUCUAAGGAUAGAUCGAUUUCGUACGAACAGGCCUUGAAUAUGAUACACACCCUAAUUGACUGUGAUGCAAUGGAAGAUAUAGCAACUCUGCCGCAUUUUAGUGAAUUCCUCGCAGAUAAGUCAGAGAUUGGUGACAAGCUGUGUAAUAUUGGCGACUCGAUCGUACACAAGCUGGUCUCGUGGACACGCAAGCUUCCGUUUUAUACGGACAUUCCUGUCGAAAUACAUACUAAAUUGCUGACGGAUAAGUGGCAUGAGAUCCUGGUUUUAACAACGGCUGCCUACCAAGCUAUGCAUGGUAAGAAGAAUAUCAGUGUUACCCAAACGCAAAGUGCAGGACUGGUGCUAACACCGGAUAAAAAUGAUCCCGAGUUCACUGAAGAGAUAACUGCCCACUUGAAUACGUUACAAUCCUGCCUUACGACCCUAAUGGGACAUCCAAUAUCUAUAGAGCAACUUAAGAUCGACGUUGGCCAAAUGGUGGAGAAAAUGACCCAAAUUACGAUAAUGUUUCGUAGAAUUAAACUAAAAAUGGAAGAGUAUGUUUGUCUGAAGGUGUACAUUCUACUUAAUACAGAAGUUGAGCUGGAAAGCAUACAAGAAAGAUACGUACAAGUACUUAGAAGUUAUCUGCAACACACUGUUCCACAUAAUCCCAAUCGACUGAGUGAUCUUCUGGCGCAUAUUCCAGAGAUUCAAACGGCAGCUAGUUUGCUCCUGGAGAGCAAAAUGUUUUAUGUACCCUUCGUUCUAAAUUCUGCCAAUAUUAGGUAGCGAAUGAUCGAUCGAGUCGUAAAAUUGCCAUCGAACAUUAAUCGAAGUUCUUGUGAUAAACGUCAAGAGAAGCUGGAACAAAAUUGCUCGUACUGCAGUAGAGUUACUGAUGAAGAUCACUGCCUGAACGAUCAUGAGCCUUUGUAUAGCAAAAGAAAUCAUAACUACUCGAUGGUAGAAUGUUCCUUUUUGCAUGAAAUUACCCCGAUGUCGUUAUCGACAACCAAGGAGCAAGAAUUGGCGUCCGAUUCUACUGCAGCCAGCAUGCAGACCAGAAUAAAUUCAUCACUGAGAAUGACUUCCAAAAGGCUAAUUAAGAUGAACACACCCGAUAGCAACAAUGACAUUGAAAAUACCAAGAUUAGCACGGACGUCCCAAGUUUCACUGCCGAUAUACAUAAUUUUAACAAAAAUUGUCGUAUUAGUAAUAAUAAUUACGAUGUACAUAACAAUUCUGAUGAUACCAAUAGCACCAAUGCCGUAACAAUAUUUGUUAUUAAAACAGUGUUACCUGAUGAUUAAUCACUUCGAGACAUUCGAGGCCAUAAUAAAGCACAGUCAAUAUGGGAUACGUACCCAUUUACAAAAUUUUGACUACGAUCGGAUCCUAAAACUGUAAAAUAGAUAGGAAAACGCUACCCCGUUUCGUCGCACGAUGAGUUAUAUCUCUUGUCUGACUUUUAUACAUUUUCUGCUUUUGAACAUGGAGUUCCGUCCUUGGCGAGACGCAUUUUUGCCAUAUUACAUUGGAUAGGUGGAAUUGGAACUAUUCUUUCAUGUUCGAUUCCAGUGAGCGAUUUGACAUGAAAAUUCUUCUUGCUAGUGUUAUAACGAGCAUCAAAUCAGAAUUGGUUUUAGUUGUAAUUAUUCUGCUGGACCGAUCAAAACGAUUGAUAUCAUGAUGAAAUCAUCUCUGUUCUUGUGCUGCCUUUCAUUUAAAUGAAAAUAAUAUUUUGUUUACCUUUUAUUUGACAUUCUGACAGUUAAUUUCCUCUCGGCACGAAACUGACCACGGGCAUGCAAAUUUUCACUUUUUUUAUUCAUUUUCAAAAUGUCUUUGUGGAUUUAAUUUCUUCCCACCUUAUCCAAUGUAAUAUGGCCAUUAUGGCUUAAAUUCCACAAGCAAUUAAUUCUUUCCACUAUUGGUGCUGCGGAUUUCGUGUCAUCUUUGACGAGAGACAGUAAGAAAAAUUUCAUCGUAAAAUAAUCCUUGUACCCUUUGUUCAUAAAAAAUAAUAUACAAGUAAACGCAUUUAUUCAAACAAAUAUUGGCUAGCAGCAGUAACAUAGGUCUCAUCGGUAAGUUUCUCUAUUGAGUUGAGUGGUUUGCGUGGCACAUAAAUGACAUGUACGUUGUUAAAAUUGCGAUAAUGUGACACGGUGCUGCUAUCAACUGAUUACAUGGAGGUAUAUGAAGAUUUACGUUUAAUAUAAUAAUGCCGUAUACUAAUGGGUAAACCUAUCUUCUGAAACUCCAUACAAUCAUUACACUGCUGUUGGACGAUGAUGAUUACGAAGAGGGUUCGAGCAGUAUAUAUAAUGAAAUCAGGACAGCUGGUCAGCAACGUCUAGUUUGAUUAAUUUUUGUUUAAUAUGAAUUCCGAUCCCGGUAGGUAAAGAAACUCAAAUGCUGAUGAUGUGUUUUAAACAAUUACAUUGCAAGAAGUGAAAACAUUCAUGUGUCGUGGUUCACAUUCAUAAAAGAUUUCAUAGCUAUAAUGCAGAAAAUGCAUUAAACAAGUAUCAUCAACUCACAGAAAAAAUCACCUUACUCAUAAAAACAUUCGAGGAAAUUUUUUUUUUCCAAUACUAGGAAGUCUGAAAUGAAUGCCUUCUAUAUUAAAUUAGCAAAUUACUGAGCAUAAGAAAGCAUAACACAAAACACGCUAGCGUUUUACAAUAAAUAGGCAAAAUAUUGGAUAGAAAAGUAAUAGAUUAAUACAAUACAGAGAUCAACAUGGUGGGUGGGCGUUAGUGUAGGGUGUUGAAGGAAUCUAAAUAAGUAGAAUGUACCAAAAUGUCAGCAAAAGUUCAGUUGAAUGAAUCAUCAGAUAUAAUUUUUUAACGAU